AUGGAUCGUGAAAUUUUCUCAUGUCUGGUCAUCCAUUGGGCCUAUAACCCAUCACAGUCUCUUUUGAUCAUGGCCUUGUGGCUUUGGCUAGAAAACAUUGGUUAUGUGAGUAUAAUUUCAAAAUUGGUUGGUCUUCAUCCUACUAUAAUCAAUGAUGUGGCUCAAGAAGCUGUAUCUUGCCUGAUGUGUUUGGAGCAAGAAGAAUGCCCCAUCCCAGAUGAUGGUGGUUUGCUUCGAACCACAACUGUAGUGGAAAGAAAGAUAUCUCUCCAAGUUUUCAAGCAAAACAGGUUCACUAUCAUAGAUGGUAUAAAAAAUGUUUUAAAUAAAACAUGUUCUAUAAUUUUCAAUGAUAUUUUACUGCAAGUUUUGGGUAAAAAUUGUGCUAGUAGAUUACUACUACCUCACCCUUAUAGACCCAUUAUUGUUCCUGGCUUCCCUCAUCCAGUAUUUGGUGAAUUCAACAUACCACCAACAAAUUUUAAGGUACUUGAUUUAACUAGUUUUGAGAUAUGGACUAAUACGAGGUUAUUUGAUGAUGUGUUGGAUAUAGAUAAAACUGUAUUCUUAACAUUUUCAAGAGGCUUCCCUGUUACAAAAGGAGAAGUGGUGUAUUUUUUUACAAAUAAUUUUGGGGUCGACAGUAUAAAGACUAUUCGUAUGGGGAAUGCAAAAUCAAGUCAUCAAGUUAUGUAUGCAAUUAUGGUCUUGAACUAUGUGGAAACACUUGAUAGAAUUUUGAAUGGGGGACGUAUUGCAAAGUAUUGGGUCAAUGGAAAGCAAUUAUGGGCUCGCAAGUAUGAGCGGCGAGAAUAA
Messenger RNA from Medicago truncatula (barrel medic), 816 nucleotides. RefSeq lists its product as uncharacterized. The transcript has a single exon. The coding region runs from base 1 to 816 and encodes 271 amino acids. Lineage: Eukaryota; Viridiplantae; Streptophyta; Magnoliopsida; Fabales; Fabaceae. The record is from RefSeq and is a predicted model, not a curated record.